Molecule: messenger RNA, 1396 nt
Organism: Brachypodium distachyon (stiff brome)
Lineage: Eukaryota; Viridiplantae; Streptophyta; Magnoliopsida; Poales; Poaceae
Product: 11-beta-hydroxysteroid dehydrogenase 1B
Exons: 6
Coding region: 93-1199 (368 amino acids)
Molecular function (GO): oxidoreductase activity
Source: RefSeq, a predicted model, not a curated record
GACGUACUGCGUAGGAGCAAAUUAAGCCCCCGAUCGAGGAAGAAAGAGCAGGAUAGGGAGAUAGGGAUAGGAAAAUCUGUCGAGGUUCCGCCAUGGAGAUGCUGAGCAUGCUGAAGGUCGGGUACACGGUGCUACGCAGCGAGACGCCGGCCACGGACCUCGUCAACACCUUCAUGGACUGGGCGGCGCGCCGGUCGCUCCUCCUCCUGGCGCUCUUCAUGCCCCCUUACUACGCCUACAAGCUCGCCUCCGCCGCCGCCGCCACCGCCUCGCCCGAGGACGUCGCCGGCAAGGUCGUGCUCGUCACCGGUGCCUCCUCCGGCAUCGGCGAGCAAAUAGCGUACCAGUACGCGAAGAAGGGGGCGAGGCUGGCCCUGGUGGCGAGGAGAGAGGGAAGCCUGAGGGACGUGGCAGCCAGGGCCACAGAUCUGGGAUCGCCCGACGUGCUCGUCCUUCCCGGGGACGUUGCCCGGCCGGAGGAUUGCAAGGCGUUCGUCGAGGCCACCGUCGAGCGCUUCGGCCGACUGGAUCAUCUUGUCAACAACGCCGGGUUGGCCAACGUGUGCUGGUUCCAGGACGUGCCGGAUGUCGCCGAUUUCAAGCAAGUCCUGGACGUGAACUUCUGGGGCACGGUGCAUCCAACCCACUGCGCCCUUCCUCACCUGAAGAGGAGCCGCGGGAAGAUCUUCGUCAACUCCUCCGCCGCGGCGAUGCUGGCAAUGCCAAGAAUGAGCUUCUACAAUGCCAGCAAGGCUGCUGUGCUCAACUUCGCCGAGACACUGCGGAUGGAACUGGGCAACGAGGUCGGCGUCACCGUGGCGACUCCGGGGUGGAUCGAGUCGGAGAUGACCAAGGGGAAGCACCUCUCCAAGGACGGGACAGUGGAAGUCGACCAAGACACCAGGGAUACUCAGGUUGGGCUGUUCCCGGUGGUGCGCGCCGAGCGGUGCGCGGAGGCGAUCGUGGACGCCGUCUGCCGCGGCAGACGCAGCGUCACGGUGCCGGCGUGGUACCGGGCGCUGUUCCUCUGGCGGGCGUUCGCGCCGGAGGUCGGGGACUUAUUCCAGCGGGUGUUCUACCGCCGGAGCUCCGGGGACGAGGGCAGCCAGAUGAGGACGAGGAGGGUCCUGGAGCUCACCGGCGCCAAGGCCCUGCUGCAGCCGCCGUCGCUGCACACCUCGGAGAUCAAACGGGACUAGUAGAGACGUCGUGAUGCUGCAGUGUUGAUGUGUUGUGCCGUAACGGGAAAAAGAAGCAUCAGAUGCCCAAAUGUACUUGUCUUGGAGUUAGCAGUGAUGAAUGAGGCAUUGCUGUUGUGUAAAAAUAUACCAGUACCAGUCCGUACUAGUGCAUGUUCGAAGGAAUACACAAUGACACGACGGAAUCAACAAAUCCA